AUGAAAAUUUCAAUUUUUGGAAUAGUUUUAACACUUUUCGUAGUAUUCGUGUUCGUUAUUGAUGCAUCAAAGUUAAGAAAAAGGGAAAUUAAGGGUUCUCCGUGUUUAAUUAAAGUAGUCUCACCUGGUAACGGAAAUAUUUAUCAUCAUGGGCACACUCACAAGGCAAUUUGGAAACCUUAUCUUUUCGAAACGACGGUUAGAGUGAUUAUUAUUGCCAGCUCAAAUAGUACUGGCACACAUAUAAAAGUAUUCGACGAAUCAACCACAUUUGGAGCUACAGGAAUACAGUUUACUGUUGGUGAAAAUUGGCCAUCCGAUGAUUAUGAAUAUGUAUUAUACGCUUUCAACGUCGAUGUUGUAGAAACUUUUGGAGAAUCAGAAACUGAACAAUCGUUAGCCAUUGAAUUACAACAUUGUCGAUUUUAUUUGACAUUUUGA
Messenger RNA from Dentiscutata heterogama, 441 nucleotides. NCBI's taxonomy places the organism in Eukaryota, Fungi, Glomeromycota, Glomeromycetes, Diversisporales, Gigasporaceae. The record is from the annotation of a GenBank genome assembly.